Selaginella moellendorffii is the source of this 6505-nucleotide messenger RNA. RefSeq names its product thyroid adenoma-associated protein homolog. Bases 16 to 6264 code for a protein of 2082 amino acids. The transcript is spliced from 4 exons. Gene Ontology annotation, cellular component: cytosol. Gene Ontology annotation, biological process: tRNA methylation. NCBI's taxonomy places the organism in Eukaryota, Viridiplantae, Streptophyta, Lycopodiopsida, Selaginellales, Selaginellaceae. The record is from RefSeq and is a predicted model, not a curated record.
UAGGGUUCUUGGACAAUGGCCGCGAAAUGGAAGGCGCAGCAGCGGAAGCAGCGAUGGCAGCACAGCGCGGUGCUGCUCCCCUCCUCUCUAAUCUCUCGUGCCGGCGCGGACGCGAGGAUCUCUUCUUUCUGCACGGCUCUGCGCGAGUGGAGCUCGCUGGGAAACACGUUUGAUCAGGUAUCCGGCGCCAAGCGCCUCGUAGCAGCGCUAGAGGCAGUCGCAGGGGUAGAAUCCGAGGCGCUGGCCGUGGCAUUGUCGGUGUUCGUGGAGAUUUUGUUCCAGGAGGGAUCCAGGCCCGUCCACCGUACGAUGCUCUCGGCUCUCACGCAAUUCCAGCAGUGUCGCGAGGUUCUAGAGGAGAUUUUCCAGCGGUGUUGUGCGGAUUAUGGACUGGGGGGCUUGAAUGAGAGAAGAUUUGCGCUGGUGGCGGUGGGGCUCUCUCUCGCGAGCUUGCCAAAGCCGGGGCUACUCAAGGACGUGGUUCGCAAGUGCUCUACGCUGAUAGCUUCCAGCGCCAGCUUCGACGUCCGGGACGUGUUGAGGCGGUCGGAGAGUGGUGAGAAUGCCACUCCAUCGCUCAUGGAGGAUUGCCAGGACGCCAUGUCCACGGUCUACUACAUGCUCCAGAACUCGUCCCAGGACUUUGGAAGCCAGGCUUUUGGGGACGUGGUGGUGACUUCGCUGGAUGUUUUGCAAAGCUCGUUCAUGUCCCGGGACUGCGUGGUAGCGGCGGGGGUUUGCUUGUGUGCUACUGCCCAGAUGUCGAGCUCGCGGUCGAGACUGGUGUUGAUGCUCGCCGAGGCUCUCUUCCCAGAGGUGAAUUCACAGUAUUGUGCCGUGGAAGAGGAGGAGUUUAGCAGGGAUAAUAGCGAACAAGGCAAGCUAGAGAGCGUGAUUCACAGAUUACGUCGCUCGACUAUGGCCGAGGAGGCCGAGAAGUUCACGGAUUUUGGUCGGCUGUGCGUACUUCGAGGACUUCUCACAGCUGCUCCUCGAGAGGUUUUGAAUUACUGCCUGCUCAAAAAGGUGACGGUAGAAGAAGAUGGUCGAAGAACCUCCAACUUGGUGGUGUGGACACUUCUAUACGAUGGGAUCUUGCCAGCUCUCUGUGCCGCAACGGAGAGCUCCUUCGACAGCCACUUCAAGUUCCAUGGUAUGACUGCGCUCCAGAUAUGUCUACAACAGAUCAAGGCGUCGAUCUUGGGCAACGUUACAGCAGCCGCGAUUGACGAGCUCCGCAGCGUCAAAGGAGCAGCUUUUACUGCUCCAGCGACGCCAUUUUCUCCGACGAUGACGAGCAGAGUUAUGCAGAUCAUUUGGAACAACUGGGAAGACCCUCUCAAUCAGACCGUCCGGCAGGUCCAGAUGGUUUUCGACUUACUUGCGGACUUGCAAUCUUCGUCAUCAAGUGAAGGCGGUGAAACGGCACAGGCACAAAAUGGCACGCAGUCUUUUUUGCAUCAGAUUGCGAACGAUCUCCUCACAGUUGGUGGACACCGGAAAGGAAGAUAUGUUCCUCUGGCUACGUUGGCGUUGCGACUUGGAGCUCAGACGCUGUUGGAGAUGUGCCCGGGCCUUCUUUUCCAGACCAUUCACGCCAUGUCCGAUGAUGGAGUUUGCUGCGCAGCAAGCUCGUUUUUAAAGCUGUUCCUGGAGCGGCUUCGCGACGAGUGCUGGAACAACGAAGGCGUUACGCAGGGAAGCAUACGAUUUCGGCAACUUUGGGUUCCUCCGAUGGUGGCUGGCGUCGUUGCUGGAAACCCAAGACUUCGGAUCAACUUACACACGUACGCACUUUCGGUGGCACUGGAGAUUGACAGCGAUAGCCUUUUACAGAUGCUGGGGUUCGUUUUAGAUGGCUUGGCUGUUCGUGAGGUGCCAUCAUGGGAGGACUUGCGGGGUGCUGCUGGAAUGCCAGAUUUUUUUACGCAGAACCAACGGGUGGCCUUGUUUGUGUCUCUUAUCAAGGUCGCUCGGGGAUUAGCUCUGAUAGAAAACGAAAUCAGGGCGUCUGGAAGUGCGUCGGAGAUGACGUUUCUGGUGAAAGGUGUGGCCGUUUACGCACCAAUAUCUUUUCUAGAGCUCGGGCUUACUCAUCUCGAAGAAGGUUUACGGGUGGAUUCUGCGGAGCUUAUUUGCUUGAAUCCCAAGACAGCGGUGAUGCCUUCACCUUUCGAGCUGCAUCUUUUGAGGGUGGCAAUGCCUUUGAACAUGAGGUGCUCUUCGACAGCUUUCCGGAUGAAAUGGACGAGUUUGCUCAAGAAGUUUUUCAGCAGAGUUCGGGUGGCGACUGACAGGCAGAUGAAACUGGAAUCAUCAAAGGGCGGCUACAGGAAUGGAGAACAGGCGAAUGGAGCUAUUCAGAGGAAGCUCGACAGCUCAGUGGUGACGCUCGCAGAGAUGCAGGCGUUCAUGCAAUGGUUGACGCGGCUGCUGGUUUCAUCCUUGUACCCGUCAGCUCCUUACGAGCGGAAGUACAUGGCGAUGGAAAUACUCAACGUACUACUCGACGUUUGGCCCACGACGGAUCAGCUGCAGUCCAAGAAAAACUUCUCGCCGUAUGGAAAGGAGCUCUUCUCGGCAGACUACACGAUGGUUCUUCUCGGUGCUGUCGUGGAUAGCUGGGACCGUCUCAGAGAGAGCGCCUACAAGAUACUUCUACGCUAUCCCACUCCAUUACCGGGCUUAGAAGCACAAGAGAAGGUGGCGGAGGUGUUACAAUGGGGAAAAGUUCUUGCGAAUAGUCCUCGUGUCAGAGAAAGCGAUGCAGGAGCGCUUGUGUUGAGGCUCAUAUUUCGAAAGUACGUCUGCGAGCUCGGAUGGAGAGUUUCACUACAUCCAGAAGCUGAGGCUGUGCAGACGAAGCCUGUUUCUGGGGAUCAGAUUGUUUGCUACAUCGAGUCACUCAACGAUUGGCUCGAGGCUGGGGUUUUGGAAGGUGAAAGGAACCUCGUGACGGCUUGCAAGCAUAGCUUUGUGCACGGGGUUCUACUCACGCUCCGUUACACUUUCAGCGAGCUGGAUUGGAUUUCUGAUGGAGUGAGGGCCAAUGUCGCCGGGCUUCGCAGGGCCUGUGAAAGGCUUUUUAAGCUCCUGUUGAAGGUUACGUCUCUAGCUCUCUGGGUUGUAUCAGUCGAUGCUCUCAACCUCAAGGAGAAAGAGUAUGAAGGCUUGGACGAGGACGUUGAGGAUCUACCUGUGUCUGAUUCUGAUGAUAUCGAAGGUGAUGAUGAUGGCAUUGGUGGAGAUGACGAUGCUAGCCUUUUGGCUCCACUGGAACAGAUGGUUAUGGUAGGCUGCUGGCUAUCCAUGAAAGAGGUCAGCUUGCUCCUAGGGACUGUUGCACGAGGGGCACCACUACCCGGUUGUAGCUACAACGCUAGGACUGGAAAUGGUGUUCUCCAGUCUUUAGAAGAAUCGAAGAUUAUUAUGUUGGAGUCUGCACAGCUUGAAGAAAUCGGUCAGCAUUUUUUGCAAGUGCUUCUUGCUAUGAAGCAUAAUGGCGCUAUUGACAAAACUCGAGUUGGCUUUGUCGCUCUGUGCAAUCGUUUACUGCUCUCAAGCGACACAAGGUUAAGCAAGAUGCCUGAGAUUUGGAUGCAGCAACUUAUGAAACGGACUGUUCUCAAGGACCAAUCGCUCGAUGAUCUGCUGAGAAGGAGCGCAGGAAUUCCGGCGUCGUUUCUCGCGUUGUUUCUUUCGGAACACGACGGUGCGCCGAGAAAGCUUCUUCCCAUGGGCUUAAGGUGGCUGAUUGACAACAUCAAACAAUUUCUCGACUCCUCGACCAGUAAAGAUGUGGUGCCUGUCGUGCACGCCUUCAACACUCUCAGAGUAACUUUCAACGACACGAACUUAUCAACUGAUACGUCUGGAUUUUGCGCUGAAGCUUUGAUAGUUGCCAUCAAAGCAUUUGCUUCUCCUUAUUGGCAAGUCCGGAACAGUGCUACACUCGCUUUCACUGCGCUACUACAUCGUAUCGUUGGAUUUCUAAACGUACACAAGCAGGCUACAGCACGUCGUGCUAUUACUGGUUUUGAGUUCUUUAACAGGUAUCCCGCUCUUCAUCCGUUCCUUCUGGAGGAACUAGAAUGUGCUACCAUGAACUUACAACAGGGGGUGACGCAAAGCCGGCUUCAUCCGAGCCUUGCACCGAUUCUGGUGAUUCUGUCGCGUCUGAGGCCAUCGAUUGUCAACACAAGGACGGACGACUGGCUGAGCCCUUCAGCAUUCAUGCCGUCCGUCGUGCGUUGUGCAACUCAGUGCAAUUUAAAGCUCCGAGUUCUCGCAUCUCGUGCUUUAGCACCGCUUGUCACCGCGGAGAACCUUUUGAACGUUCUGCUGGAGCUCUGUUGCCAGUUAUCGAAGCAGCCAGUGCGUUACAACACCAUCCACGGCGUUUUACUGCAGCUAUCAUCGCUUCUUAAAUCCAACUGUACGGAGGUAUCCCAGCAGGAACAGCAGGGACAGAUCGUGGUGCAGGUUUUCGACAGGAUCAAAGAGUGCACACUACUUGGCACGAUAAACCGGACAUCGUGUUUUAUAGCGGUUGCAGCAUUUCUUGGAGUUUUACAAGAUCUUCUGGAACUUGCUUAUCAGUGCCAACAGGUGCCAUCAGUGCGGGAAACCAUGCAACAACUCCGGCCGGUACUUUUGCACCUCAGCAGCCAAAGUAUCAGCCAUAGCGACAGUUCCGCAAAGCCGUGGGACUCGACGCUUGUGGAUUUGAAAGGACUAGCUGCGUAUAUCUACUUCAGCACAAUUCUGCGAGGUUGGCAAACUUCUAACGCUGAUACCGCUUCGGGCCAGUACCAGACACUGGAUCAGUCUGCAGCAGCAAUGACAACGGACACGAAAACAUUUUAUACGACUUUACGAGAAGCGCUGGCUGACAAGAUGUACGAGGUUAGACUGGCAACACUGAAGGCGCUAAAGUCAUUCUCGACACAACAAGUAAACGAAAAUUUCGCUGUUGCUUUCACACAGUUGGACGCGAGAAUGUUGCGUGGCCUGCUAGCAGAGCGUUUAUAUACGGAGCUUCAUCCCAGAUGCGUCAAGCGCAUAUUACAGGUUUUUCUGAGAUGGAACCUUCUCGCAGUUGGCAACGAUCCUCAGCAGGACCCUUUCAAGAUAUGGAACACGUUACUCGGAAUUUACAACACCUCCAAGGUCUCCAAGACAAGGGAAUCUGCAGUACGUUGUCUCGGCAAUUGCAUGCAACACCUUCUCGUCUCAAUGAAGGCCGAGAUGGUGGACAGGGACUUGGACGACUCCGACUGGGAAGUCUUUCGCGGGGUGCUCGAGACAUGGAACGAUCUGAUACGACGCCACAGUGCGGCCAGCGAGCCUGUAAACUUGAGGAGAGCGAUUUCUUCGGCAAUAAUCUCCUCGAGGUGCUUGGAGGAGUCUAAGUGGCUCAGGGAGAAUACCAGGAUGGUGGCAGUGUCUCCGAGGUUGAAGUGGUACAGGAAAAUAGUUCUGAGCGUCUGGUCGGUAACCAUCAACCUUUUGGAGGACGAAGACAUUGUUCUACGCCAGCAGCUUGCGUUAGCCCUCCAGGACGUCAUGGUACCCGUUUUCAAAGCUCCGCAUGCUAGCGUUCCAGCUCAAGUGGAGAGGGUGCUGGAAACGAGCCUCGCAUUCCUGAAGCUCCAGUUCCAGGAAUGCGAUUUCUUCUACGACUUUCUUGCUGGGUGGAUACUGGGCGACGACAGCUCUCGUUUUGGAGGCCUCCAGAACACAGACUUGGUCCGUAAGCUGUUCGACAAAGAGCUCGAUAACCACCACGAGGAGCAGCUACUGGUGGUCCAACUUUGCUGCUCGCACAUCGAAAGCUUCCUCGACUCGCCGGAACACUCGACCGAGUUUGUCACCAAAUGGCGAGGCAAAUUCCUGGACCAGGCAGUGGCUUGUGCAAAGUGGUGUUUGGAGCUCCAGCGAUCAACGCACUGGGUCGGAGGCAUAACAAACCACCAGGACGUGUUCAAGCACCUAUACAGGACCUUGCUCGGAUUAUUAGUGCUAUCAACACCGAAAACCACAGGAAACUCGUCUUUAAGCUCCCUGCAAGCUCUAAAAGGGAGUCUUUUGGAGCUGACAUCGCUAAAUGAGGUACCUCUGAGUCCCAUGAUUUCUAACUUGCUCUCCAGAUUACUCCAAGCGGUCGAGCAAAGCACCGGCAUGAACUUGGUUGCCGAUUCUUUCCGAGCUUCCAUGCAUGACAGCUACUGCCCGGAUUUUGAGCCGUUUUUCUUGCUCAAAUAGAAGUUUAAGCAGCUGUCCAACUUUGUCAUCGGGCAAUCCAGCGUGAUCCAUGUGGGACUGCCAAAUUUUUUGACUACGAUACAGCUGUGGCGAUUUCCGCUCGCCACGUUUUUGGGAUUCAUCCACUCGCCGUGUCGGCAUCAUAUUACUUCCGUCAAGUUUUAUCAUACUCGUCGAAAGGUGUGAUAAACAGUCGCUUAAGAGAGUCUAAAGAUACGCUUAUCACGUUACAGUGACGCUA